AUGAGGACGCUGCUGGCAGUGAGCCAGGCGAGCUAUCGCCAGAUCUCGGUGACCGCGCCGCGUCAGCUCAGCUACCCGUGCGUCAUCGUGGGGAACCCGGUGGACGUCUCCAUCCUUUCGGGCGCCUCUCCAGGCGCUGGCUCAUCCUUGGCCUGUGCCGCGGGCGGGCCUACGGUCUUCUCCACAGCAGCAGAGAGGUCCUUGGAGGCGCCGGAGAGCUCAGAGCCUUCGGCGUGCGAGACCUUGGCGCAGUGCCAGGAGAUCCUCAUCGCAGCUGCACGGGAGGCGGAGGGUCGCGGCGCCGUGUUGCGCGCACUGGCGGGGUCCUGA
This is a messenger RNA of Effrenium voratum, 330 nucleotides long. NCBI's taxonomy places the organism in Eukaryota, Dinophyceae, Suessiales, Symbiodiniaceae. The record is from the annotation of a GenBank genome assembly.